Messenger RNA from Bacillus rossius redtenbacheri, 654 nucleotides. RefSeq names its product activity-regulated cytoskeleton-associated protein-like. The record is from RefSeq and is a predicted model, not a curated record. The transcript has a single exon. NCBI's taxonomy places the organism in Eukaryota, Metazoa, Arthropoda, Insecta, Phasmatodea, Bacillidae. The coding region runs from base 1 to 654 and encodes 217 amino acids.
AUGGCGGGGAAACAGACAGAACAGGACACAGACAAUCUGAUCAGCUUCGAGACAGAGAUGUAUUCAGGAGAGGACUCUGGGAAAGUUUACGUUAAAAACGUAGUGUGCGGGAUCAGUGGCGCAGCCGGGAUCGCAGACGGCAUGGACAGCACAGACAACAGCGGGAAUCUGGAACAGAACGGCGGGCCCGCGGAUGUUAAGGGACCGGUAUUGCGAUACAUGAAUGCGCAGUUCAAGUUUCCAGUGUUCUCAGGGAGUGACAAUGAGGACCCGCGGGAGUUUCUGCGGGAGUGUGAGCACCUUCUAAAGUUGUACGAAGUGCGACAAGCAGAGUGGGCAUCGCGAGUGAUGGGACAGCUCCGUGGUGAGGCGAGGAACUGGUGGUCAAUGGCUGGGAGUUUUGAUACUGAUUGGGGACAUUUUGUACGUCAAGUCGAGGCGAGAUUCGACAACGACCAGGCACGUGCGAUGUGUCUACGGACUUUCUAUUGCCGGAAACAGGACAAGGACAAGAGCGCGGAACAGUUUAUCUACGAGAAGCUGCGUAUGAUCCGACAGUUGGGAACAAGUGGGGACGUGAGUGCGGCAUUACCGACCAUAGUCGAACAGUUGUUACUGGAGUUCCGCCCCUUCAAGAGGACAGCUGCUAGAUGA